This is a messenger RNA of Halteromyces radiatus, 883 nucleotides long. RefSeq lists its product as uncharacterized. The transcript has 2 exons. Gene Ontology annotation, biological process: regulation of DNA-templated transcription. The coding region runs from base 7 to 606 and encodes 199 amino acids. Lineage: Eukaryota; Fungi; Mucoromycota; Mucoromycetes; Mucorales; Cunninghamellaceae. The record is from RefSeq and is a predicted model, not a curated record.
GCUACGAUGAUAUAUGACCCUUCUACUAUGAUGACACCUACUACUGCUUGUUUACCUAAACCAUCAUCAACGGUUCCUUCUAGUCUUGAUGACACUACUGAUUUGAUAUCAGCUUAUUAUCGAACUACAACAAACUCAUCUUCUUUCGACACUUUUGGACGAGAACGACAGGAUUCAGUUGGUAGUGCUUCAUCUGACAAGAUAUAUUCCUUCGUUGCUAUUCCUGGUAUGAAUCAAAAGAAACGACCUAGGAGAAGAUAUGAUGAAAUUGAACGAUUAUAUCAUUGUACAUUCUCUGGAUGUAAAAAAUCAUACGGCACAUUGAAUCAUCUCAAUAGUCAUAUUCUAAUGCAAAAUCAUGGUCCUAAACGGCAUCCUGCUGAAUUCAAGGAAAUGCGAAAAGAAUGGAGACGACAAAAGAAACAGCGUGAAGCUCAAAAGAAAGAAGUAAAUCAACAAAUUCAACAACAACAACAACAACAAGAAAAAGAACAAGUACAACAACAGGCUCUUUUACAACCUUCAACUCUAAUGGCUUCUUUUCAACCUGGUGCACUUACUGGUUCAUAUUCUUUACAACCUAUGACCCUAUCUGGUUUUUAUUAGUCCCACCCCCAACCUUCACCCCUCCUUUUUUUUUUUAACACUCAUUCAUUUGUUUGUUUGUAUCUGUAUAGUUUUUUUUUUUCUUUUAUCUAUCAUGUUUAUUUUUUUUUCUCAUCCCUUUAGUCAACUUCCUCUCAUUGCAACAUAACCACACGUAUCGUCAUCUAUAUAUAAAUAUAUAUAUAUUAUUUUACUCUCGCUCACACACACACACACAAAAUCACAUACCAUCACACACACAAAUUAUUUGAAAAUGAAAUAAAGAAAAUAAAAAACA